Magnolia sinica is the source of this 1930-nucleotide messenger RNA. RefSeq names its product heterogeneous nuclear ribonucleoprotein Q. Gene Ontology annotation, cellular component: nucleus. The transcript has 9 exons. Gene Ontology annotation, molecular function: mRNA binding. Bases 204 to 1694 code for a protein of 496 amino acids. NCBI's taxonomy places the organism in Eukaryota, Viridiplantae, Streptophyta, Magnoliopsida, Magnoliales, Magnoliaceae. The record is from RefSeq and is a predicted model, not a curated record.
ACAAAAGGCAAAACCCUCGGAAAGAGGGCUUUCGAAAGCCCUAGCAUAUUGCGCAACAGUUGGAGACGAAAACCGAAGGGAGGCAUUGAGUCCCAACGAAGGCGAAGAUCGAUUUUUCCAUUUCUAACGUCUCAAGAUUUGCUUUUUCUUGUUGAUUCUAACCUAAAAAGAGUUGCCUUGCAAGUUUCUGUUAGACACACAAGAUGCCGAGGGCGAAAGCGAAAGUAGCAGCAACUCCAAAGCCUGUUGAACCUGAAAAGCCAGUUGAACCUGAAAAACCAGUUGAACCUGAAGAGCAGGUGGACCUUGAUGGAGACAAUGAUCCUGAGGAAGAGGUUGAGUAUGAGGAAGUGGAGGAGGAAGUGGAAGAGGAAGAAGAGGAAGAGGUAGAAGAAGUUGAGGAGGUGGAAGAGGAGGAAGAGGAGGAGGAGGAAGAGGAAGAGGAAGAGGAGGCUGCAGUCCCAAAUGGAGCCGAUGCAGAAGCAAGCCCUGUUGGUGAUGUAGAGAUGAAAUCUGCUGAGGAGAAGGAUGAGGAUGAGAGCGAAAAGCAUGCUGAGCUUCUUGCUCUUCCUCCUCAUGGUUCUGAAGUUUAUGUUGGCGGCAUCCCUCAUGAUGCCUCAGAAGAGGAUUUGAAGGGCUUUUGUGAGUCUAUUGGAGAAGUCACUGAGGUUAGGAUAAUGAAAGGUAAGGAUUCUGCAGAGAACAAGGGCUAUGCUUUCGUGACCUUCAGAACUAAAGAUUUAGCUUCCAAGGCAAUCGAGGAUCUGAAUAAUACUGAAUUCAAGGGAAGAAAGAUAAAAUGUUCUUCAUCUCAAGCAAAGCAUCGGUUAUUUAUUGGUAAUGUUCCGAGAAGCUGGGUGGAGGAGGAUUUGAAGAAGGUUGUGACAGAGGUUGGCCCUGGAGUUAAUGGCGUGGAACUACUAAAGGAUCCACAAAAUUCUAGCCGUAACCGUGGUUUUGCUUUCAUCGAGUACUACAACCAUGCAUGUGCUGAGUAUUCGAGGCAGAAGAUGUCAAAUCCAAAAUUCAAGCUAGACACUAAUGCUCCAACAGUGAGCUGGGCUGACCCUAAGAGUGCUGAUUCUUCUCCUGCUUCACAGGUGAAGGCAAUUUAUGUGAAGAACUUACCAAAGAAUGUGACACAAGAUCAGUUAAGAGACCUAUUUGAACGGCAUGGAGAGAUCACCAAGGUUGUACUCCCGUCUGCCAAACCUGGUCAGGAGAAGAGCAGAUUCGGCUUUGUCCAUUUUGCAGAGAGGUCAAGUGCCAUGAAAGCACUCAAGAACACUGAGAAAUAUGAAAUAGAUGGUCAAGUUCUUGAGUGUUCCCUUGCCAAGCCACAGGCAGACCACCGUAAGUCUGACGGGGGACCAAAUACACAAAAAUCUGCCCUACUUCCGAACUAUCCCCCCCGUGUCGGGUAUGGUCUUGCGGGUGCUUAUGGUGCUCUGGGGGGAUAUGGCGCUGCAGGCUUUGCACCGCCUAUGAUCUAUGGUAGGGGACCAACUCCUGCUGGCAUGUCAAUGGUGCCAAUGCUGUUGCCCGAUGGACGGCUUGGAUAUGUCCUGCAACAGCCUGGAGCUGCACUACCAGCACCACCACCACAGCAUAGAGGUGGCAACAGGAGCAGCGGAUCCAGCAAGGGACGGCAAAGCAAUGACAAUGGCCGUGGUCGCCGGUAUCAUCCAUAUUGAUUUAUCUUUGAUUACCCAGUGCCUACCAGAUUUCAGGGAGCCCAUCUGUCUUCUUUACUGUGCCCAUACUUUGGUUUUGUUGAAGGUUUUGGAUAAAGCCAGCAAUUGAUCUUAUUAAAAAUAUCAGAUAACCGACAAUUUCACAAUUCUGAAAAGUAGAAUGCUGAAUGGGUGUAUUCCCUGCUACACAUACUGUGUCUGUCUUCUCGCUUCAAGUACAGAGUUUCAGUUGCAUC